Paecilomyces variotii is the source of this 2727-nucleotide messenger RNA. Its product is annotated as fungal-specific transcription factor domain-containing protein. Gene Ontology annotation, cellular component: chromatin. The record is from RefSeq and is a predicted model, not a curated record. Lineage: Eukaryota; Fungi; Ascomycota; Eurotiomycetes; Eurotiales; Thermoascaceae. Gene Ontology annotation, molecular function: RNA polymerase II cis-regulatory region sequence-specific DNA binding; zinc ion binding; DNA-binding transcription factor activity, RNA polymerase II-specific. The transcript has 3 exons. The coding region runs from base 132 to 2564 and encodes 810 amino acids. Gene Ontology annotation, biological process: DNA-templated transcription; regulation of transcription by RNA polymerase II.
CCACCCCGUCACUAAAUCGCCUCCAGACACGGUGUGAGCGUGCUGAACGACAACGUCCCUCCGCCCCGUCGAUACCGUACUGAGCAGAGCAGAGCUGUCGUGCCGUACUCGUUCCCGCACCAUCUGUUGACAUGGCUCCCACAGCCCCCGCCGCGGCGAGCAAUUCGCCCGCCAAAAAGGCCACUUCUGCCCCAGAGAAGAAAUACAAGUGCCAGUUCUGCAAUCGCGCCUUCAGUCGAAGUGAGCACCGCAGCAGACAUGAGCGAUCCCACACAAAAGAGAGACCCUUCAAAUGCCUAAAAUGUCGGAGUACAUUUGUGCGCCGAGACCUCCUCCUCCGCCAUGACCGCACUGUCCACGCCAAGGAUGGAGGAAUCCCUCUGGUGACUGAGGGACGCAGGCGUGGUGGUGGUGUGCAGAAGACUUCGCCUGCCUCAGGCUCGUCCAAGCCAUCCAUCACCAUCGACCCAGCAACGUUGGAGCAGAUUGAGGCAAGCAGUGAUGGUAUGGUCGAUCUUGAAACUGCAGCUAUGUUGAUGACAGAUUUCCAACAUAAGGCCGCGGCAGCUGCUACUGGUCAAGUCAACGAUCGUGCGGGAUCGAAUCGCUCAUAUUCGCCGGAACGCGGUCCUCUGCUGGAACCUUCCGUCGGAUAUCUGUCUGGCAACGCGACGCUCCCGCAGAUGCCCUGGGACACCCUGAUCUCUCCCUCGGAGACGAAGCACCACCCGAUGACCAACUCGUUCGCGUCGCAAGAGUCCGCGGCCCAUGGUCACCAGCUUCCCUCGAUGAUGGAGCGCGACGGCCCCGUCGGUGAUGUGCUUGCGCCAUCGCUGCACUCGUUUGUCCACUCUCUCCCCAUGUCUGGCAACUCGACGCCCAAUGCGCUGUCGCCGUAUCCGUCCAUGACGGGUCCCGUCAGCCCCGUGAACUAUCGCCGGUCUCCGGGACCGAGCCAGGCUCUGACGCUUCCCAAGGCUCCCCAGAUCGCCAAUGAUAUGGAGCGCAAUAUCAUUAUCGAGCGGGUCAAGAGUGCAGAUGCGCUGUCUACGCUACCAGAUACCUUCCAGCUCCCCUCCACGGCUUCGCUAAAUCGCUAUCUGUCGACGUAUUUCAACCUCUACCACCACCACUUGCCGUUCCUGCAUCAGGAGUCCUUCAAGCCCACGACCGUAUCUUCGCCCCUACUGUUGGCUGUUCUGUCCAUUGGUGCUCUCUACACGUUUGAGCGCGAGCAUGCAUUCAUGCUGCACGUGGGCUCAAAGGUGUUGGUGAACCAGUUCUUGCAGCACAAGGAGAACUUUGACUCGCGAAAAUGCCCUCUGUGGGCCAUGCAGAGCACCCUCUUGAACAUGGUCUUUGAGAGCUGGAGCGGUGACCCUAAGGGCCUGGAGUGGACCUGCUCGAUCAAGAGUCUGCUUGCGAACAUGGUUGCCGGAAACCGAUAUCAACUGAAGCUGCGCACUGAGGCUCGCGGAGGUGUUGCCCCGUCGCGCGAGGAGUGGAUCGAGGAUGAGUCGUGUCGCCGGACGUACUACGCUGUGUACAUCUUCUUUGGCAUGUUGACGCUUACGUUCAACCACACGCCUGCGAUGAGCUUUGACGAGUUCGACAGCUUGGAGCUCCCAUCUUCGGAGUCUCUAUGGAACCUCGAAGUGACGGACGAGGAGACCUGGCGCCGCAGCCUGGCCUCUUCGACUGUCGUUACUGUUCGGCAAGCUCAUGACAGCCUGUUCCAGGGUGAACAGACCCGCUACAGUGCCUUCGCUACGCGAGUCAUGAUCAACGCUCUCUUCCUGCAGGUCUGGAGCCAUAAGCGCAGCUUCGAAGCUCUGCAGGAUGUCGUGACCGAGUACAAGCUUCGUCUGGCUCUGGAGACAUGGGAGAGCUCUUUGGAGGUCUGCGAACCGGAGACGAUAGUUGUGCCGUUGAGCACCCCUCAAAAGGGCCAUCCCCUCAUCUUCAACUCGAUGGCGGUGUACCGAAACACUCGCGCCCGCCUGGAAGUUGAUCUCAAGUCGAUUCAGGAGGCGCUCCGAUACCACUCUUCCUAUGAAGUUGCUGCCGCUAUGACCGUUGCUCGGGAGAAGGUUAAGCGCUCCCAAGAGAUGAACAAGGUCAUCCAGCAGUGCUUCGAGUGUAUCGAAAUCGCAGCCAUCCAGGGCAUCAACUGGGUUGCCAAAACCUCCGCGACAAACUGGAGUGUCGAGCACCCACUCUGCGGCCUUGACCUGAUGGUCAUUCUCAGCCUCUGGCUCUAUCGCCUGGAACAUGACGAGGAGCCAGCCACCGAGGCUGAGCUGGCUAUCUACAACAAAGUGCGGAAUCUCUUUGAUGAUGACUCCGUCGAUGCAUUCGGCAAACUUAGCUCCACCGUGGCCCGUGUAUGGGGUAACAUCCUAGACGGUGUGGUAGUUUGGGGAAUCACCAAGCUUAUGGGUGAAUCCUUCAAGCUGCACGCUCAAGCUCUGGUGGGCUAUGAAGACUCCCUGGUCGCUGCCAAGGAUCAGCCGUUGCAGCCGAUGCCAACAAAGGGUCUCGCCAGUGUCGGAACUGCCUAUUAGGCUGUCCGAACCUGCGACCUCUUUUCUUUUCGGAAACCUGGCUUCCGAUUACAUUUAAUGACUCUACACUUCUCUCUCUCGUUUGCCAAGUCCCACGUGGAGAACUUUGUUCCCAUUGUUGGUCAGGGCCCUACAUUUUCCACAUCAGGUUUCAUCACUCUCA